CUCGCUUCAACACACAAACAGUGAAAUGUACAGUAUGCACGCCAGCCCGGCUGAUCAAAGUCAAGCUGCCAGUUCGCCAACGAUGACUUCCGCUUGAUCUAUGGCAGAUUACUGUACUUCGUGCCCUGCUGCAACCUAACACAGCAAGACACAGACACGCUACUACUGUGUAACCUGCGUUUCAGCCUCUAAAUCGACAAAAUCAUCUGAGAGGAAGACGGCUCAUAUCUCCAACAGAAUCACCACAACACACGACUACAUUCAGCUGAUCUCCUGACACCACCCAACACAUUGCACAACACUCUUUGUACAGUGAAAACAGCUUUUAGCGAGAGCUUCAGGGCAGCAUGACUUAACCGACACCUCUCUGGGCCGAGCUGAUGUCUGGACCGUCUGGUGUGAUGGACCGGUGCUCCCUGCCGAGGCCGAUGCUGAUGCUCCUGCAGCUGACCGUGUUUCUGCUUGCAUCUACCAACACAUCCUUCUGUCUGCACGGAAAUCCUACCACAGUCCUUGAAGGUGUGAACCACGAGCUUCACUGUUCGAACAAUUACCUGUUCACCAUCAACUGCUCCCUGAGCAUCGCACCAUCAGAAAACUCCUCAGACAGCGACGGCUCCUACUGGCUCACCUUUACGGAAACAUAUGACCAAACAAAGUUUCAGUGUAUGCUGACAAAGGCCGAUGGGGAUUACUUCUGUUCGGCCAACAAAUACCCUCCAGAACCUGACGACGACUCUUACCAAGAGACCUUUUCGGAUAUAGACACCUAUAAAAUCUCCCUUUGCUACUACCUAAACAAUGAAUCUGCAACCUGUGAGGUGCUGGAUGAGGAGUAUGAGCCUGUGAGAAACAUUAAACCGAACACCCCGUGCUGCCUCACAGUGAGCCACAACGCAAGUCAACACCACUUCACCUGGAUGAGUACCUAUGAGGAAUACACUUAUACCGAACUGGUUCACAGUCUGAUGUUUGAGCUCCGUUACUACACAAGGAGAGAGGGACCAAAUGUGUCACGCAUAAUUAACGCCAACAGCAAGAAUUACUCUGUGGAUGAUGAAAACUUUGAGCCGGACACUGAGUAUGCUGCCAGAGUGCGCUCCAGUCCCAGCCAGGCACACUACAUGGGGCAGUGGAGUGACUGGUCCUCUGAAGUUCAAUGGAAGACGGGUUCAGCUGUCACUAGCAAGUCAGCUCUCCCACCAAACACAUCUGGUUUCAAACUGGGGAAGGUGAUCAUCCCCUUGUGUGCGGUGGUUACAGUCUUCUUAUUUCUGUGCUAUGCUCCUAUUAAAAAAUGGAGACAAAAUGCCUUCAUCCCGACUCCAGCGCCCUAUUUCAGCUCCCUGUACAGCGACUGCCGGGGAGAUUUCAAGAGCUGGGUGGUCAUACAGGAAAACACAACAGAUAUGAUGAAGGCAGAGGAAACGCUCCAAAUCAACACGCUGACCGAGUUGGAGGUUAUCGAGGAGGACGAGUGUUCGCCCCAGUUUGACCACCAGUUCGUGCAGGGCAGCAGCUACAGCAACAUAACCGACCCCGGCUGUGACACCUCUCUCCUGGGCAUGCCGUAUGCUGUCAGCACCAUGACCCCACCGUCAGCCCAAGGGAGCUCGCUCAAGAGUCUGGCCCUCAGCUCACGGCCAGGGAGCCCUGCUGAAGGCGACUCAGGGUGCUGGCUGUCCCUGGAGAGGGAUCCGCUGUUCUACUGCAACGAGUACUGCACCCUGAGCGCCUUCCAGCAAAAUAGUCCAGUCACAGCAGAGCGCCAUGGGAGCCUGUCAACUAAAUCCUGCACGACAGAGAUGAUCAGAGUGGAUGCUGUCACUGAAGCAUAAGCGGAUGUAUCUGUGACAGUUUAAUGCUGGGCCUUCAAGUUCAACUACACAGGGAUUGACAGUAUAAUGCUUUGUAACAACACUGCCGCUGCUUGAAGCCAAAGAUAAUACUCUUUACUUUUGUCUCUUCAGCAGAGGUAUUUUCUUUGACGCUUAGAGCAACUUUAUUUUUAAAACAUGAAUAACUUUCAUAGCCUUUAGCUUGCAUUAAAUGUAUUAAUUGUAAACAAAAGUUCAAGACAAACACAUGCCAACUGAUUUUUUUUAAUGACUGAACAAUUUGUCUGAAAUUUAUAGACAAAGCUGUACUUUGCAUGUAUUUUACUCAUUGAAUAAAGGAAAUAAACUUUUUCUAGAAAGUUUUAUUUACGCCAACACAUACAUGAACAAAGCACCAUAUAACCUUAAAGUCUGAUACAGAAGUAAGCCUACCUGCCUCAGUCAUCAUGGCCAUGUUUAUUUAUUCCAUAGCAAACACUCAUAACAAAAAGACAAGGCAGCAGAUUCUAUCA
Molecule: messenger RNA, 2350 nt
Organism: Acanthopagrus latus (yellowfin seabream)
Lineage: Eukaryota; Metazoa; Chordata; Actinopteri; Spariformes; Sparidae
Product: interleukin-21 receptor
Exons: 9
Coding region: 381-1838 (485 amino acids)
Biological process (GO): cytokine-mediated signaling pathway; immunoglobulin mediated immune response
Cellular component (GO): external side of plasma membrane; membrane
Molecular function (GO): cytokine receptor activity; protein binding
Source: RefSeq, a predicted model, not a curated record